CGUUGAAAUAUAGUAUUAUUUGUUUAGAUGGUAAUGAAAAACAUUAUUUUAAAAGUAAUAAGAAAAACUUAAAGAGCUAUUUUAUUAGCCAAUCAAAUCUACACAAAUAAGAUAUCGAUAUUACCCAGCAUUACCUAGGCUGUUAUUAUUUUAACUAAUAUUAUUUUACAAGUCUAUCUUUCAGUUUGAACUUGAUUAUCUACGUUUCAUUCAUAUAUGCGUAUAUUAGAAAUUCUUAAUUAGGUGGAAAUGUCACUAUGUUUGCGGUAGGAAACUAAGCUGUACAGCAUUUAUGUCAAUUUGAUAAGUGACUGGGGUUAACCCGAGAUAUCAACCAGUUUCCAUCUCAAUGUGGUGAACGGAUCAGCUGCAAUACUGUAGUAUUUCAACCUGACCGUGCGAACUGAGAUACUUUUGCGAACGUCAUUGUCAAGAGCAACAAACAAAGGCCUGCCAAUAUAAUUAUCAAAGUUCUCUCGCUCUUUCUUGAACCGAUUGGGGUCUGUGAUUCAGAGUCGGGCUCUCGGGGCGAUGACGAUGGGAUGAGAUGACCAUAUCAAUAUCAGUGCUCUGGAGGGUCUAUAAAGCGAUCUCUCAGUCAUUCAGCCAAUGUUCGUGCGUUAGGUUCACUUUAUUGUGGGGAUCGGGGUACUUUGGGUCUCCCAUCGAGUUCUUCGCAAUACCACCAGUGGCUUAGUCCAGAAAUUAAAAUAAAUAAAUAGAAUUAUAUAAACGAAAAACCAAUACUCGAGCACCACCUAUAUGUAUACCCGCCUGCUGACCGUGUAUUUGUAUAUCUGUGGAAUUCCCAGUGCAUUCCGGUUUUACGAAUCCAACCAACCAACAACAACAGUGUCUGUAUAAACGUCGCUUUGUCAUUCUGAAAUACCGACAUCGAAAAACCCCAAAAUACAUCAAUAAAGAGUAAAAAACCUCUCAAUAAUUGAUGCACACCCACAUGCUUACACAAAAGUGUGAUUCAAUUCGUGUGCACAAUCUAUAAUAACAAAAUAAUAAAGCCUUUGCUCUCAAAAGUCUGAUAACCGAGGCUCAAACGAACUCUUCUCUCCAGCCACAAAAUGCUCAAAAUACCAGAUCGCCUGAUGGUUUGGAUCCCUUUGCUUUUGGGGACCACCUUCCUGUGCUCGGCGCAGUCUCAAAAUGGCCAAACUCCUCCUCAGCUCUCCGUGGGAAAUCCGCUGACCGCCUUCACAACUCCCGAGGCUUUUCAGAAGGGAGUCAGCCAUAUACAGGCAAUGCGGAGCAACUUUGACAAAGAUGACCUGAUCAGCAUCUCGCAAGGAGUCCAGGACUUUGCCCUCGAUCUCCUGCAGCGCAUAUCCAUCGAAGUGAAUAUCAACAGGGACUUCAUGAUAUCGCCCUUCUCCGUGUGGUCACUCCUGGUGGUCCUCUACGAAGGAGCCGAAGGAGAGACCUACAACCAGUUGCGUCAAGUACUACGGAUCAAUGUUGAGGACGAAAAGCUGCGCGGAGCCUACAAGGUGUGGAGCUCCUUCCUCAAUACGACGACUCCCACCAUCGAAGUGGCCACCCUGCAGGCCAUUUACACCGGCAAGGAUUAUCCCAUCAAGAAUAGCUACCGGAAUGCCAUCCAGAACUACAAUGUGCAGCCCGAGGAAGUGGACUUUAAUAGCCUCGAAUCGGUGGUGCAGAUCAACGAGGCCACGAAUCGCACCACCCGAGGUCUCAUUCCAUAUGCCAUUCUGCCUCAGGAUAUAUUUGGAGCCAAGAUGUUCCUGCUCUCCUCGCUCUACUUCAAGGGCCAGUGGAAGUUUCCAUUUAACAAGACUCUGACUAGAGAAGAGCCCUUUUACAGCGAGAGCGGCGAGGUUAUCGGCAAGAUACCCAUGAUGGUGCAGGAAGCGAACUUCGCCUACGUCGCCAACAUAGAGGGUCUGGAUGGCUAUGUCCUGGAGCUUCCCUAUGGAACCCAGAACAGGCUGGCGAUGCUUGUGGUUCUGCCCAAACGCGGAUUCAAGUUAAACGAUGUGGCCAACAAUCUUAAGACCCUGGGAUUGCGACCUAUCCUUCAGCGGCUGGCGGCUUUCAGGAAUAGAGCCUCCGAGGACAACGAAGUUGAGGUCAUGAUGCCCAGGUUCAUGACUACCACAGACUUCACACUCAAGGGAAUCCUUAUAAAGAUGGGCAUUCGGGAUCUAUUCGAUGAGAAGGCCGCUAACCUGGAACGGAUGUCGUCCGGAUUGUUUGCCAAGCUAGUCGUCCACUCAACCAAGAUCAUCGUGGACGAGCAGGGAACCACGACAGCUGCUGUCACGGAGGCUUCGCUGAUCAACAAGGCCACGCCACCCAAGUUCCUGCUGAACAAACCCUUCCAGUACAUGAUCGUCGAGAAGGAAACCGGUCUGUUGCUCUUCGCCGGCCAAGUUCGGAACCCCAAGGCGGCUUAGAGAUCUGAGCCUGACUUUAUUCGCAUACCACAAUAAAUACCUUACUUUAAGCCAAA
Messenger RNA from Drosophila subpulchrella, 2485 nucleotides. Its product is annotated as serine protease inhibitor 77Ba. The transcript has 5 exons. Lineage: Eukaryota; Metazoa; Arthropoda; Insecta; Diptera; Drosophilidae. The record is from RefSeq and is a predicted model, not a curated record. The coding region runs from base 1080 to 2429 and encodes 449 amino acids. Gene Ontology annotation, molecular function: serine-type endopeptidase inhibitor activity.